Mucor velutinosus is the source of this 1179-nucleotide messenger RNA. RefSeq lists its product as uncharacterized. The coding region runs from base 1 to 1179 and encodes 392 amino acids. Gene Ontology annotation, molecular function: zinc ion binding; nucleic acid binding. Lineage: Eukaryota; Fungi; Mucoromycota; Mucoromycetes; Mucorales; Mucoraceae. The transcript has 3 exons. The record is from RefSeq and is a predicted model, not a curated record.
AUGGCAUCUCCAUUCGCUAAAAAGAUAGCAGAACCAGCACUAGACACAUAUUGUAAAGCUUGCAAAAAAAAAUUCAGCAAUGAGCCUACAUUCACCAACCAUUUAAAGAGUGCAAAGCACAUUGCCAAUGAAAAGAAGCUCAAGCCGACAUCCAAAGGUCCUGCCAACAGUCAAAAGCUAGCAGUUCAUCCCAAAGUCCAAGAGGCACUCAGUAUGCUGGAUCAGGCUGAGAAAUCAGGUAAUGCCACCGUUGCGUUGACAACCUAUUGGACUCAGGCACAAACAUUGUACGCAUUGAAACGACCACAGUAUACCGAGAAAGCAUUGCGCAUGUUGAUUGACCUGAUAAGCACCUCGCCUACUACGACAUUCUUACCUGCACAAAUCACCUCGUUCUUGUACAAUGCUCGAUUAGCACUCGCUCGAUUACUGUGUAUCUAUCAACAAUUGGAUGGUGCUAGAAGCGUCUACUUGGAUGCUCUUGCAAGCAAAUGGAAACUGGAGACACCCGAGUUACUUGACAUUGCUCGCCGUAUUCGUAUAUUAUCGAUACAAGACUUGUUGGACGCAUGCGAUCAAUUAGCGAUCAAAUACUUGACUCGAGAAAGAAAUAGAACAAAACCAGCACCAGCAUUGACAGAUGCCAACAACUCAAUUGCCUCCAUUCUAUGCGAGGCAGCGCAUUUAUUUGCGCAAGAAGGCCAGCAAUGCCAAAGCGUAUUGUCUGAGCACGUUGCUAUCGUUCUGUAUGCAACGUGCUCACUCGUAUGUCCUUACGAACCAACUUUUGGAAUCACAAAAGACGAUAUUUACUAUUUAAUGAUACAAGUGUAUACAUCAUUGGAAGAUUUAGACUAUAAAAUUGUGGAUAUAUACGCAUUGGACUCUGCGCAUGUUUGGCACAUGUUUAAUGCCUUGUUAAUAGCCAUCGAAAUAGACGAUCUUGUUCGUGCACAGACAAUUGAAGCCAGCCUAAAGCAACUAGUAUACCCAGAUGUGCAACUCCUAUGCAGUUUAUACAAACAGAGGUCUUCAUUGAGCAUUGGCCACGACACUUUACAACAGCAGCUGGAUUUCGUCAUUUUGUUACUGGAACAAACGCAAGAUCCACUUGCGAUACGAAAUCAGACCCAUAAAGAACAGCUGGAUAUAAUAGACAGAAUUCGAAAUUGCAUCUAG